AUGAAAAUAUCGACCAAGGAGAUUGUUAAAGUACAUUUAAGAGAUAGAGAAAUUGAUGAUGAAGAUGAGGACACGGCUGCACAAGAGCGAAGUGAGAAGAAAGGGAUAGUUAGAGAACACGCAGAACAGAGGAGCAUCAGUCACUCAGACAACAGAAACAGCAGAAGAUAUAUCAAGAUGAAACUUGCACUGGUUCUACUCCUUGCCGCAGUGGCCAUUUUCGACACGGAAGCAAAGACAUUCACGAGAUGUGACCUGGUGAGGGAAUUGAGAAAUCAGGGUUUCCCAGAAGAUGACUUGAGGAAUUGGGUAUGCCUUGUUGAAAGUGAGAGUUCCAGGUCUACAAGUGCUGUGAGCAAGAAGAACAAAAACGGAUCUCGAGACUACGGGCUCUUCCAGAUUAAUGACAAGUACUGGUGCAGUACCAAGAAGAACCCCGGCAAGGACUGCAACGUUCUUUGCAGUCAGCUGAUCACCGAUGAUAUUACAAAGGCUUCGACCUGUGCAAAGAAAAUCUUCAAGCGCCACGGAUUUGACGCGUGGUACGGAUGGAAGAGUCACUGUCAGGGAACUCUUCCCGAUAUCAAGUCAUGCUGA
This is a messenger RNA of Leptosia nina, 597 nucleotides long. Lineage: Eukaryota; Metazoa; Arthropoda; Insecta; Lepidoptera; Pieridae. The record is from the annotation of a GenBank genome assembly.